AUGAAAGUUCCACAUGUUAUUGCCGAACUCGUUUCCGAAUUCUCCGGAUUUCAACACACUCCUGAUUUCAAAGCAUCUCGGUCAACUGGAAACUUUGAGGAAGAAUCAGAAGAAGGCACGUCUUCAACCUCUUCUCAUUCACAUCCUGAGCCUCACUCCGAACAUCAUGGACAUUCCCUGUACUUUGGAAAACAUUUUGGUAAAAAACAUUUGCCCCCUGUAGACGAGAAGGAUAAUGACACUCAUUCUACUCACAGCGGACAAUCUGGUGGUUCUGGAUCCGUUUCCGGGUCAGGAUCUUGCUCUAAAGGAAAACAUCACGGACUGUCAGUUCAUUUCAAAGAAUUCUUCCACAUCGGUCAUCACCAUCAUCAUCAUCACGAUGAGGAUCAUCCACACUCGAAAACCAAUUCUGGAGCAUCUACUCCAGCAAGAAAAAACUCAACUGGAAGUCAAUGUCCAUGCCAUAAACAUUCUAUUAACAUCACAGUUGGAGCGGACGAAGUCCCAACUGUAUUGGCUACUCCACCAAACGAAUUGAACACAGUUCACACUCAUUUCUUGAAAAACCAGUCACCCUGCAUUUCUCGUGUCGUCAGUUCAAGUUCAUUGAAGGAAAAACUCAAUAAAAUAAAACGAACCACGAGCUCGGAUAGCGAAGCUGAUUUUCCAGAGAAGAAGUGUUCAGUUGCAUCGUAUCGAGUUGUGACCCAUUAG
Messenger RNA from Caenorhabditis remanei, 717 nucleotides. RefSeq lists its product as uncharacterized. The transcript is spliced from 2 exons. NCBI's taxonomy places the organism in Eukaryota, Metazoa, Nematoda, Chromadorea, Rhabditida, Rhabditidae. Bases 1 to 717 code for a protein of 238 amino acids. The record is from RefSeq and is a predicted model, not a curated record.